UGAAGGAAGAAAAGCAAAGUAACUAACAACUUGGGUGAUAUAUCGGUUAAUCCUUGGUCCCUCCCGCCAAUGUCCUAAAAUGUCGGUGCUUGUAUGUUUGGUGCGAAUCCAUGUCUCCUCCAUAACAAGAACACUCUCUUUCUCCUCCAAAUCCAAUUCACACCGAGUGUUCCAAAUUCGCGUCCAUGCUAUGAACAAGACACCCAAAAACACUACACAGAAGUUUGUCCAGCCUGAAGGAUCUGCAUACACAGAAACAAAUGAAUUAGGUCAAUUUAAUGAGUGUCCUGCCAAUUGGGAAUAUGUGCUUGAAGGGAUUCGUAAAAUGAGUCACUCGAUAGACACUUCUGGAGAUCGGGAAGAUGAUGAUAUUCAUCCUCCUAAGGAAAGAAGAUUUGUUGUUCUGGCAUCUACGCUUUUAUCAAGCCAAACUAAAGAGCGUAUUACUCGUGGAGCAACUCAACGUCUUCGUCAAAAUGGUCUGCUUACUGCUGAUGCACUCAACAAUGCUGAUGAAGAAACUAUCAAAAAGUUGAUUUACCCUGUUGGGUUUUAUAUAAGAAAAGCCAGUAACUUGAAGAAAAUGGCUCAUAUUUGUUUAACAAAAUAUGACGGGGACAUACCUAACACAAUUGAGGAGCUACUCUCGCUUCCAGGCGUAGGUCCUAAGAUUGCUCAUUUGGUUAUGAUUAUUGCAUGGAACAAUGUCCAAGGAAUAUGUGUAGACACUCAUGUCCACCGCAUCUGCAAUCGUCUUGGAUGGGUUUCGAGAUCAGGCACAAAACAGAGAACUUCAAUACCAGAAGAAACGAGAAAAGCGCUGCAACAGUGGCUUCCAAGGGAAGAAUGGGUUGCAAUAAAUCCUCUCUUGGUAGGAUUUGGAAGGACAAUUUGUACUGCUUUACGGCCUCGCUGUGGAGAAUGUGGUGUAAGUAAGUUCUGCCCAUCAGCGUUCAAGGAGGCUUCAAGUUCAUCUUCUAGAUCCAAUAAGUCUUGAUCGAACAAAAGCUCGAAUCAGGCUGUUUAUUUAAUUUCAGGUUUUAUAUACAUACAUAGCUGAGAAUUUGGACGUGAUUAGAUUAUAGAGAAAUGUAUCGCUCAUACCCAUUUAUGAGUGUUGUAAAUAUUUUGAAAAAAGACUUGUACUUCAACUAAAUUAUGAGUGUAUGUAUUGAAGAAUACAUAUCUUCAACUAAUUCUAUUUUACUGUCAUGCCAAUACUUAAGGAUAUAUCAGGUUCAAUAAUAGUACUACAAGUCUCUUACAGCAUUUUAGUGAAAUUGAAAGCUGAAGCUAAUUAUUUCUCUCAAAUUUUGUGGCUUUGUAUACUGCACUUACCAGCUGUGUAAUGUUCUUUUAAAGAUGAAGUUCCAUUCUAAGAAUUUUGAAUGUUCUUUUAAAGAUUAAGUUCAAUUCUAAGAAUUUUGAACAAGAUGUUUACCACAAAAUCACAAGAGGGUUAUGCCACAUACUUGAUGGUGAAGUAUUAUCAUCUUUAGUGUAUGUAUUCAAAUUUAGGGGCAGCAUCCCCUUAGAC
Molecule: messenger RNA, 1537 nt
Organism: Vicia villosa (hairy vetch)
Lineage: Eukaryota; Viridiplantae; Streptophyta; Magnoliopsida; Fabales; Fabaceae
Product: endonuclease III homolog 2, chloroplastic-like
Exons: 9
Coding region: 80-997 (305 amino acids)
Biological process (GO): base-excision repair, AP site formation; nucleotide-excision repair; base-excision repair
Cellular component (GO): chloroplast nucleoid; nucleus
Molecular function (GO): oxidized pyrimidine nucleobase lesion DNA N-glycosylase activity; 4 iron, 4 sulfur cluster binding; DNA binding
Source: RefSeq, a predicted model, not a curated record